AAGAGAACCCACUGCCGACUUUACUCCGCUGACAGAAAUAGCAUGCAUUCUUCCACGCAUAAUAGAAGAGUUAAUAAAACCGGUCGCCGUCUCUGACUUUCGUUAAGUUUGUUACUUGUGAGGAUCCGUAUCUGACAAAACUUUAUUAACAGCAUAUGAUUUCAGACACUUCAAGCAAGGCUUUACGUGAGUAAGUAGUAAAAAGAUUCCGCGAUGGCGGGAAACAUAAAGGAUAAGGAGGCGUUGCAGAGGAUCAACUUCCUUUAUCAGGCGGCACACUGUGUCCUGGCCCACAAUCCGGAAAACGUGGAGCUGGCCCGGUUCUACUGUUUCACACAGAGGACUAUAUCCAGGCGCUUGGUGUUAAGACAAGAUCCAUCCGUGAAAAGGACAAUAUGUAAGAAGUGCUGCUCCCUACUGGUGCCUGGAAUGACUGCAACGGUGCGACAGAGACGAUAUGGUCGGAAGCACAGGGCGACUGUGACCCGUUGCCUAAGCUGUGGGCACUCAAAAAGGCUGCUGAACAAUCCCGAGCAUCGGCUUUGGGUCGACCAACCGGAGGCCCAGCUGGAAAACCAGGCCCAACCAGAACGAAAGACUGUUGCCAAAGGACCUGAGUCUUCUGUCUCCCAGAGUGGUCCACCUGCAGUAGGACCCAGUGCCAUCCCCACUUCCUCCCAAAGAGGGCACUGUGGCCCUUAAGUCUCUUUGAUGGCCCACUCCAAGAAAGCUGGCUUAACUCAACCAAAGUCCGGCCCCAGCUUUAGAUUUAACCUUCUGCUCCAUCUUGCGGGGUUUGCAUGCAGUCUGUCCACAAUGGCUCUACACUGUUACAGUGAGGCUGCUAGAAAACUGGAAGUACAAUGGAAACCAUGAGUUUGGUUCUUUAGCGAUGUGAUAGCUGGUCAUAGGUCAUGUUCCACUCUGUAGGUUUGGUGAGAUGUGCGUGCCAACAUUCUUUAGGAAAUAAGUGGAUUUGGAAGGAGAUGCUUUUGCUGGAAGUCUGAGCAAAAGUUGACUAGUAAAUGUUUUAAUUUCUAUCAGUGUACAGGUUGAUUAGUUCUGCUGCCAGUGUGGAUGUCUUACUCCCACUCACAGGUGUGCAGGCUGGGUCUAAAAUAUAGUAGAGAUUGGCUAACACUAGAUCGGGUCUCUCCUGAUUGGGUGAGUAGGCUUUACUGAGUGACAAAUGAGUUUCCAUGUUUUCACCACACCAUCUGCUGUAUAUAAAGGUGAAGGGAAGGUAUGAUGGGAAUUUGCUCCAUGUCCAUCUGUUGGCAGGCAUAAUUUGACCAAAGGUGUGUCUGGUUGAUAGGUUCCGAAAGUAACCAAAUGAUCUAAGUGAGACUGUUUGAGUGUGUUGACUGAAAAAAAGAUUACCGGGGAAAUUAAACCUGGCAAAGUUUCUCAGUUCUAAACAUUUGUUUUAAAAGUUUGUUACACAAUAUUACCCCAAUACUGGUAGAGUACGCCAAUGGCAUCUUUUAUGGAAUUGUUUAAACAGCCUUUCUGUAAAGUAAAAAAAAAAAUAAUAAUUGAAACAAACCUACAUGUUUAACGGUCAUUUGUGGGGUUGCUCGGAGAGCUAGUUCUGCUGGAGGGUGGCGGAUUAAUAAAAACGCUGGCACCCCCUGCUGGCAUCUUGUCAUUUCA
Molecule: messenger RNA, 1653 nt
Organism: Paramormyrops kingsleyae
Lineage: Eukaryota; Metazoa; Chordata; Actinopteri; Osteoglossiformes; Mormyridae
Gene: rpp21
Product: ribonuclease P subunit p21
Biological process (GO): tRNA processing
Cellular component (GO): nucleolar ribonuclease P complex
Source: RefSeq, a predicted model, not a curated record